Molecule: messenger RNA, 735 nt
Organism: Haliotis rubra (blacklip abalone)
Lineage: Eukaryota; Metazoa; Mollusca; Gastropoda; Lepetellida; Haliotidae
Product: putative nuclease HARBI1
Source: RefSeq, a predicted model, not a curated record
AUGAGUCCAACCAACAGUACUAGUAGGUCAGCCUUCUACAUCAAGGAAGCACCUCGAGGUCAAGAACGACAACAAGUCAUUGAUAAUUUCUUUGAAAAGCGAAACUUUCCCGGGAUAGUUCGCGCAACUGAUGCAUCGCACAUCAAGAUAAAAGCUCCCCAUGAACACAGUCAAACAUAUGUUAUCCGACUGGGGUUUCAUUCAGUUGUCUUGCAGGCUGUUUGUAGAGAUGACAUGAGGUUUAUUGAUUGUGUAGCUGGUUGGCCAGGAAGUUGUCAUGACUCGCGUGUUUUGAAAAACUCUGAUCUUUGGACACAUGGACAACAGUUGUGUGGUCAAGGUCACGUGCUUGGUGACGCUGCCUAUCCACUACUGCUAACACCAUUUAGGGACAACGGUCACUUAACACAAGAACAGAGACAUUACAAUACUAGCCAGAGUUCUGCUCGCACUGUAAUUGAGCGUGCAUUUGCACUUCUGAAAGGACGGUUUCGCAAGCUUCAGUAUCUGGACACCCAGCAACAGAAAACAGCAUUCUUACGAGUGCUGAAAACAGCAGUGAACACUAUCAUGGUAUGUUGUAUCAUACACAACAUUUGUAUCUCAACACAUGAAGAUCUCAGAGACUUUAUUCUGGAUGGCCCUGCUCAAAACAUUGACAAUGGCUACCUUGCUCAACAGAAUGAUGUUGAGGGUACCACUAAACGCAAUCAUAUUGUUAGAAACCUGAAUUAA